Molecule: messenger RNA, 1500 nt
Organism: Phalaenopsis equestris
Lineage: Eukaryota; Viridiplantae; Streptophyta; Magnoliopsida; Asparagales; Orchidaceae
Product: protein disulfide-isomerase-like
Biological process (GO): protein folding; response to endoplasmic reticulum stress
Cellular component (GO): endoplasmic reticulum
Molecular function (GO): protein disulfide isomerase activity
Source: RefSeq, a predicted model, not a curated record
AUGAAUCUCGAAGCAAGGGAACACAACAUGACAAACAAAGUGGAUUCAGAGCCAAAAUGGGCCAGGACUAGUCAAAAGAUCGAGUUAUUCAGUAAAUUGAUACACAAGUCAGAGGGUCGGUAUAGGAUCCCAUUGGAAUACCCCAACCAGAUAGCAAAACAAUGGACAUUGAAGCUGAACAAAAGUCCUGCAUCAUUAUUGAGUAAGCAUGAUCCUCCCAUUGUUCUUGCUAAGGUUGAUGCCAAUGCGGAGUUAAACAAAGAGCUUGCCUCUACACAUGAGGUUAGUGGCUUUCCUACACUUAAGAUCCUGCGAAAUGAAGGGAAAAACAUUCAAGAUUACAAAGGCCCACGGGAUGCUGAUGGCAUUGUUGAAUAUUUGACCAAACAAGCUGGCCCUGCUUCUGUUGAGAUUAAUAAAUCCUCCGAGGAGGCGGUUAAUCUCAUAGGGAAAAAAGUUUUUAUCGUUGGCGUAUUUUCUGAAGUUUCUGGAGAGGAAUUUGAGAACUUUACCCAAGUAGCCAAGAAGCUGCGCUCAGAUUAUGAUUUUGGGCAUACUAUUGAUGCUAAGCUGCUGCCUCAUGGGGAUACAGCAGUUAAGAGACCUGUAGUUCGCCUGUUUAAACCAUUUGACGAGCUUUUUGUUGAUUUCCAGGAUUUUCAUUUGAAUACCUUGGAAGGCUUUAUUGAAGCUGCCAGUGUCCCUAUUGUUACGAUAUUUGACAAGGAUCCUGUCAAUCACCCAUAUGUAAUGAAGUUUUUCAACAACCAAAACGCCAAAGUUUUGCUUUUCAUCCAUUUUGCUGAUGAACAUUUUGAUUCAUUCAAAUCGAAGUAUUUUGAAGUCGCUGAGAAUUACAAAGACAAGAAAUUAAGCUUUCUGCUUGGAGAUGUUAAGGCUGGUCAAGGCGCCUUCCAGUAUUUUGGCCUUGAAGAAAGUCAAACCCCGCUUAUUAUUCUUCAACAAAAUGACGGGAAAAAGUUCCUUAAACCUAACUUAGAAGCUGAUCAGAUUGCAACGUGGCUUAGGGAGUAUGUGGAUGGGAACCUCACACCUUUUAUAAGGUCGGAGCCGAUUCCGGAGGCCAAUAAUGAACCUGUGAAGGUGGUUGUGGCAAACAGUCUACAUGAUGUAGUUUUCAACUCCGGAAAGAAUGUUUUACUUGAAUUUUAUGCCCCUUGGUGCGAACAUUGUAAGAAACUGGCUCCCAUACUGGAUGAAGUAGCCGUUUCAUUGCAAGAUCAUGCUGAUGUCAUCAUUGCCAAAAUGGAUGCUACGGCAAAUGAUGUACCGAGUGAAUUCGAAGUUCAAGGCUAUCCAACUUUGUAUUUCUCGUCUGCUGCUGGAAAGCUAUUGCAAUAUGAGGGAGGUAGAACAGUCCAAGAUUUCAUUGACUUCACAAACACAAACAAGGAGGCUGCUGCAGAUAGCACUAUUCAUUCUGAUUCCAUUAAAGAUGAACUCUGAUUCUGCGCAGAUUUCUAAGUUGAGCAUGGAAGC